AUGAUUUCCUUUAACGGAGAUAAACUCCAAUGGACUGAAUUCUGGGACUCAUUCUCCAGUGCUGUACACGAAAACGACAAGCUGUCAUCAGUUGACAAGUUCAACUAUCUAAAUGGAAAGCUCUAUGGUGAAGCCCGAAGUGCUAUCGCUGGAUUGGCUAUGUCGAAUGAAAACUACGACAUUGCUAUCCAAAUUCUCAAGGAAAGAUUUGGAGAUCAGCAAGACAUUAUAGAUUUGCAUUAUAAGGGACUGAUGAAUGUUGCGUCCCCAAGGGAUACGACUGAAAGUUUGCGACUUUUCUACGACAAAAUACAAAAACACUUGAGAAGUUUGGUGGUUAUGCAUGAGAUUUUGGAGUAA
Mercenaria mercenaria is the source of this 360-nucleotide messenger RNA. RefSeq lists its product as uncharacterized. The coding region runs from base 1 to 360 and encodes 119 amino acids. The transcript has a single exon. Lineage: Eukaryota; Metazoa; Mollusca; Bivalvia; Venerida; Veneridae. The record is from RefSeq and is a predicted model, not a curated record.